Messenger RNA from Marmota monax (woodchuck), 5052 nucleotides. RefSeq names its product ectonucleotide pyrophosphatase/phosphodiesterase 6 (gene Enpp6). Lineage: Eukaryota; Metazoa; Chordata; Mammalia; Rodentia; Sciuridae. The transcript is spliced from 8 exons. The record is from RefSeq and is a predicted model, not a curated record. The coding region runs from base 63 to 1388 and encodes 441 amino acids.
UUCUCCAUCCUCAGUCUUUGCAAGGGGACGGCUGUGCCGGGCUCGGGCAGGCUCCUGGCAGCAUGGCAGUGAAGCUGGGGUCCCUUCUGCUGGUCCUUGGGCUCAGCCUGGCUCAGCCAGCCUCUGCCCGACGGAAGCUCCUGGUGUUUCUACUGGAUGGUUUUCGCUGGGACUACAUCAGCGAUGAGGCUCUGGAAUCCUUGCCUGGUUUCCAAGAGAUUGUGAGCAGAGGAGUAAAAGUGGAUUACCUGACUCCUGACUUCCCUACCCUCUCGUAUCCCAAUUACUACACCCUAAUGACUGGGCGCCAUUGUGAGGUCCAUCAGAUGACUGGGAAUUACAUGUGGGAUCCCAAAACCAACAAGUCAUUUGACAUCGGUGUCAACAGAGACAGCCUGAUGCCUCUUUGGUGGAAUGGAUCAGAACCUCUGUGGGUCACUCUGAUUAAGGCCCAAAGGAAGGUCUACAUGUACUACUGGCCAGGCUGUGAGGUUGAGAUUCUUGGUGUCAGACCUACUUACUGCCUAGAAUAUAAAAAUGUCCCAACGGAUAUCAAUUUUGCCAAUGCAGUCAGUGACGCUCUUGACUCACUCAAGAGUGGCCGAGCCGACCUGGCAGCCAUAUACCACGAGCGCAUCGACGUGGAAGGGCACCACUAUGGUCCUUCAUCUCCUCAGAGGAAAGACGCCCUCAAGGCCGUGGACACCGUCCUGAAGUACAUGAUCCUGUGGAUCCAGGAGCGGGGCCUGCAGGACGACCUGAAUGUCAUCAUUUUCUCAGAUCAUGGAAUGACGGACAUCUUCUGGAUGGACAAAGUGAUUGAGCUGAGCGAGUACAUCAGCCUGAAUGACCUGCAGCAAGUGAAGGACCGGGGGCCUGUUGUGAGCCUGUGGCCCGCCGCUGGGAAGCAUUCUGAGAUAUAUGACAAACUGAGCCAAGUGGAACACAUGACCGUGUAUGAGAAGGAAGCCAUACCAAACAGGUUCUAUUACAAGAGAGGGAAAUUUGUCUCUCCUUUGACUUUAGUGGCCGAUGAAGGGUGGUUCAUAGCAGAGAGUCGAGAGGCGCUUCCGUUUUGGAUGAACAGCACAGGCAGGCGGGAAGGCUGGCAGCAUGGAUGGCACGGAUAUGACAACGAGCUCAUGGACAUGAGAGGCAUCUUCCUGGCCUUUGGACCUGAUUUCAAAUCCAACUUCAGAGCUGCUCCCAUCAGAUCCGUGGACGUCUACAACGUCAUGUGCAGCAUGGCUGGCAUCUCCCCGCUGCCCAACAAUGGGUCCUGGUCCAGGGUGGUAUGCAUGCUGAAGGACCCGGCCAGCUCAGCCUCCUCUGUCCAGCCAAACAGCUGUGCACUGGCCUUGAUUCUCUUCUUCCUGUUUGCAUAUUGAUCAUAUUGUCCAUCCCAAAAAUGCUGUCAGCAAAGUGUGCCUCCAAAGUGGAAUGUUUCCCAGUUUCUGUGUGAAUAAUAGCUUCAUUAACACAAUCAAGGCCAUGUACACUGUAAAUAUAUUGUUCUAGGAUACUUCUACCCAUAAAUGUCCAUACUUUUUUUUUUUUUAAAAAAAAGUUCUAAACUUUGUUUUUCCCCAAAGUAGGCAAAUCCUAUAUUUUCAUUUGUCUAGAUUUAUGCAGUUUUCUCCUUUCUUUUCGAAUAAUUCCUCAAGAUGAGCUACUUGAGUAGCUCAGCACUGGUGUGUCCUGAAGCAACCAAACUUGGAGUGGAUAGUCUGUGCUCAUCCUGGGUCCCUCUCUGUCCUGCCUUGCACAAAAUUGCUUCUCAGACCAGGCCCUUAUUUGUUCCCUGUAUACACUCAGGAGCCAUCCUUGAGGUCUGUGACCACAAUCCUGUACUGACCCUUCCACUCCAGAAAGGAGAAGUUCUACAUGAAAGCAAUGUCUGCUGUUUCUGACCCAGCUCAUAGUUUUGCCAUCUUAUACAAAGUCCCAGGAAGGACAUAUCCUAGCAGGGAUCAUGUAUCAACAAAAAACCCAUGAGGACUGGAGAACUCAUAGAACAAGGUGAAAAACCUGGGUCCCCUCCCAAAGUCUUAGUGCUCAAUACCUUCUCCCUUCCCUUGAAGGGAAGAAAAGCUAGGAACAGAUAUGCACUUCUAUGAGAUUUAUCACACAGAAUAUCAUGGUAUGAAGCCUUGGAAAUAGCAGACCCUCAAGUUAAAGGAGUGUUAGAUUGCCUGCCCACCCAUCUGCCCAUAUGACAACUUCUUCAAACACCACCACUCUUUGGCUCCUGAUUUGGGGCAAACAACAGUAAUAUUUGUCAUGCCAAUUCAGAGCAGGCAAAGAGAAUAUGAACAUGCUAGCAGAAAUCUUACUUCAUUGCUUGGACUGGUGACACAUUGGACAUAAGCUCCAUGCACCAGUAGCCCUGAAGCAAUACUUGCUUAACAGCUGCAAAAGGAAAUCCUUGUAUAACAUAGAGUCCCAAAGGAAAUGGCCGGGUUCAGGAAUGGGGAGAGCCUGACGGAGCUGGAUCCCAGUCCCUGACCAACUAGCCAUUUGAGUAAAAAACAAACAUCAAACUGAAGGUCAAAGUGCCACUUCAGAGACCUAAGUUCUUUAGAAGUGCUUGAGACUAGCCCCUGAGCCUGAGUUGAUAUAUUUUUAGUUUAGUGUCCUAAGUUUGCUGUAGGAGAUCUUCAAACGAUACCUGUAUUUUUAAAUGAUUAGACUCUCGUGUAGCCCCCAUAUAUGAUGGUUUGGCUUAAUGAUUUUUGACCUGAUGAUGACAUGGAAGCACUACCUAUUCAGUAUAAAUUUCCCUUAGAAUAUUGAACUUGAAUCUUUUCCAGGCUAGUGAGAUGCCGUAUGAGACUGUCUAUAAUGCUGAGUGGCAGCUCCAGGCAGCCAUGAAGUCAUGGGGUCAAUAACUGAUACCAUGAGGUUCAGCAGGUUUGAUGUAUUAAAUGCAUUUUUUAACUCACUGAUGUUUUUAACUUAUGAUGGGUUUAUCAGAAUGUGAUAAAUCUUAAGUAGAGGAGAAUCUGUAUAUGAAUCCCAGUAUUGCUUUUAAAAUGUUUCCCCUGAGAUGAAACACAUCUGCACGUGAGACUCUGUCAGGAGGCCCACACCUCAGGGCUCCUCAGGACAAGGAAGCCCUUAUAAGGUAUUUAUCUUGAGGAAGGAAUAUCAAGCCUCAUCUGAUUCAGGAAGAUGGGGAGGCUUCUCCAUGCCAUGAAUCAUGAGAGCAAUGGAUCACUACUUUGAAAUACUGAAUUGUUCCUCACAAAAGAUUUCUAAGGAUUUGUGAAAGGUGUUUUUAAAGCUCCAGCAAACAUUGACUCAGUCGGAAAGGAGGCAAAUCAGCCUUUGUUGUGUGGCUGAAAGCAAAUAGUACUCUCAGAACAUGGGGCUGGUGGUGGAGACAGACAUCUAUUGUUCAAAAUUGGCUACCUCUGUAAAGGAAGGUGGUCUGUUGAAUUCUAUGGAGCCCACUUCCUGCCCUGGGAAGGAAGGAUCUCUCAGAGGUAUCCAAGCAAUUAAAUAAAAGUGCAUCCUCAAAAUCAAGAGGGGAUAAAUACGGACACAGUCUUGCCUUUCCUGUUCCGUUCUUCCCUUUCUUUCCUGUACUCACCCUUAAAAACUUCAAGGCACAUAACAAAAUUUCAGCUAUUUUUCUGAAAAAGUAUAAUUUCUCAAUAAAUAAUGUUGCACAAAUUAAAGAAAAUAAGAUACCAAAGGAAUCAUGAAUACUGGUAAAUAAUUUUAAAAAUUCAGAAUCUGAAUUUUUUUAAAAAAAAACUUUUUUGCCUAAUAAUGCAUACAUUUGAAUGGCUGAAUUAUUGGCUCAAAUUUGUUCCUUUUAUUUUUGUUUUAAAUUUGCAUUAUUUUUCCCCAGGAAAAUUUCACCUUUCUAAAUAUUUUUUGUUCCAUUGGCGUAAAAUCUGCUAGGAAUAGGUAUAGACGCUUCCCUCCCUGGAUUAUUUCCCAACUUUUCUGCUAAUUCCAGAAGGAAGAUAAUUGGGUUAACCCACCAAGGAUAAAUGAAAGGAAUUUUCCUUAAACUAUAGAUGAUGUGAAGGGAAACUUUCUCCACCCACGUAUCUGAUCUCCAGAACUUGAUUCCAUAAGUGCUAAAGUUCUAUAAGAUUCCAAGUUCUAAAGACCUAAUCAUAAACCAGAAGAGCCCAGGCAAUUCUUUCUAACAUGGGAGUCCUGAAUUAUAAAAACUGAGUUCUCUUCACUUUUAGAGGGACCUUAGAAAUCCAUAUCAGAUCUGAGAUCAGUGAUAGACAAUACUUUGCAAACUUUCUCGCCUUUCAGGGCUCAUCUGACCUACCAUAACAGCUACAGGCUCGGAAAACCUGGAAUAGGGCUCAGACAACACUUUUCAAUCACACUGAUCCAAGGUUGGGUUUUCUCUGAAGAUAGAUGAGCUCUGAUUUGAUCCUGACAGACCUGAGUCCCCCCGCCCCCAAAGCUCUUUGAUAAUUUGUGAGUUUCUCCAGAACCAUUGGGCUGACAUUGGCCACUUACCUCAGUUGAUCAGGUGUCCAGCCUCCCCUAAACCAAAGUAGAUAUAUGUGUCAGCCCCUGUAGUGGAGGGAAGGACCAAAAGACCAACGUGGCUUCUCCACACCCCACUCCUUGUGGCUCUAAGAUUCCUGACGGUGCUAUCAAACAAGUUUGGACAUUGUUCAAGACACACAGGUAUCUUACACAUUUUCCAACAAAGUGUUUCGUAUUUAUGUAAAUAUCAAGAGAUUUCCAAAUGUGAUUGUGUGUUUUAUCUUUUUAAGCAAUUUGUGAAAGACCAAAGUCAGCUUCUGUAAAUGGCUUGCUAGAAAAAAGAGGGAGGCGAUAGCCUUGACAGACUGGUUUUAAAACAUUUGAAACUUUGUCUCAGGUAUAUGCUGUGGAAAAUAAACUAUGUUGCUUUGAAAUCAUGAAGCAGCACCUAUUAUAGUGCCAUAAAUGUUUAACAAAUGUCCCAUAAAUACGUGUUGAAUGAAAAAAAGAAUAAAUGUCAUUAGGGAGACCCGUUCCUCUCUCUUUUCCUGUAGCUCCUUUCAUUAAAUGAAUUUUCCACUUUUA